GAGACCGCAGCUGUUCCCUGUCAGUGGAGGCAGCGGCGGUAGAGACGGUGGCGACGACUUGCGGCGGAGGCGAGGAGGUGCCAGAAAAGGGUUUUACUUUAAAUGCUUCUUACUAAGCAUGUUGGCUGAUGUCUGAGAGCGUCCUUUGUACAGGCUUGGUGCCAGUGCUUUGAUAGCAGCUGCCACUGAGAGCUGACAGAACACUGAGGAUGCUGAAGUUCCGAACCAUCCGUGGGGGCCUGAGGCUCCUGGGGAUCCGCCGAGCCUCCACUGCCCCUGCUGCCUCCCCACACGUCCGGCGCCUGGAGUACAAGCCCAUCAAGAAGGUCAUGGUGGCCAACAGAGGUGAGAUUGCCAUCCGCGUGUUCCGGGCCUGCACGGAGCUGGGCAUCCGCACCGUGGCUGUCUACUCGGAGCAGGACACAGGCCAGAUGCACCGGCAGAAAGCAGAUGAAGCCUACCUCAUCGGCCGCGGCCUCGCCCCGGUGCAGGCCUAUCUGCACAUCCCAGACAUCAUCAAGGUGGCCAAGGAAAACAAUGUGGACGCGGUGCACCCUGGCUACGGGUUCCUGUCAGAGCGCGCGGACUUCGCCCAGGCCUGCCAGGAUGCCGGGGUUCGGUUCAUUGGGCCGAGCCCUGAGGUCGUCCGCAAGAUGGGAGAUAAGGUGGAGGCCCGGGCCAUCGCUAUCAGUGCAGGUGUUCCCGUGGUCCCUGGCACAGACGCCCCCAUCACCUCCCUGCACGAGGCCCAUGAGUUCUCCAACACCUACGGCUUCCCCAUUAUCUUCAAGGCCGCCUACGGGGGCGGGGGACGUGGCAUGAGGGUCGUGCACAGCUAUGAGGAGCUGGAGGAAAACUACAACCGGGCCUACUCGGAGGCUCUGGCUGCCUUUGGGAAUGGUGCACUGUUUGUGGAGAAGUUCAUUGAAAAGCCACGCCACAUCGAGGUGCAGAUCCUGGGAGACCAGUACGGGAACAUUUUGCACCUGUACGAGCGAGACUGUUCCAUCCAGCGGCGGCACCAGAAAGUGGUUGAGAUUGCUCCUGCUGCCCACCUGGACCCCCAGCUUCGGACCCGACUCACCAGUGACUCUGUCAAACUUGCUAAGCAGGUGGGCUACGAGAAUGCGGGCACCGUGGAGUUCCUGGUGGACAAGCACGGCAAACACUACUUCAUCGAGGUCAACUCCCGCCUGCAGGUGGAGCACACCGUCACCGAGGAGAUCACUGAUGUGGACCUGGUCCAUGCCCAGAUCCACGUGGCCGAGGGCCGGAGCCUGCCCGACCUGGGCCUGCGGCAGGAGAACAUCCGUAUCAACGGCUGUGCCAUUCAGUGCCGGGUCACCACUGAGGACCCCGCGCGCAGCUUCCAGCCAGACACUGGCCGCAUCGAGGUGUUCCGGAGCGGAGAGGGCAUGGGCAUCCGCCUCGAUAAUGCAUCUGCCUUCCAAGGAGCUGUCAUCUCCCCGCAUUACGAUUCCCUGCUGGUCAAAGUCAUUGCCCAUGGCAAAGACCACCCCACGGCUGCCACCAAGAUGAGCAGAGCCCUGGCUGAGUUCCGAGUCCGGGGUGUAAAGACCAACAUCCCCUUCCUGCAGAAUGUGCUCAACAACCAGCAGUUCCUGGCCGGCACCGUGGACACCCAGUUCAUCGAUGAGAACCCGGAGCUAUUCCAGCUGCGGCCUGCACAGAACCGGGCCCAGAAGCUGCUGCACUACCUCGGUCAUGUCAUGGUGAACGGCCCAACCACCCCGAUCCCCGUCAAGGCCAGUCCCAGCCCCACAGACCCCAUUGUCCCUGCAGUGCCCAUAGGCCCACCCCCAGCUGGUUUCAGAGACAUCCUGCUGCGGGAGGGGCCCGAGGGCUUCGCUAGAGCUGUGCGGAACCACCAGGGGCUGCUGCUGAUGGACACGACCUUCCGGGAUGCCCACCAGUCACUGCUGGCCACUCGUGUGCGAACCCACGAUCUCAAAAAGAUUGCUCCCUAUGUUGCUCACAACUUCAGCAAACUCUUCAGCAUAGAGAACUGGGGAGGAGCCACGUUUGAUGUUGCCAUGCGCUUCCUGUAUGAGUGCCCCUGGCGGCGGCUGCAGGAGCUCCGAGAGCUCAUCCCCAACAUCCCGUUCCAGAUGCUGCUGCGGGGGGCCAACGCCGUGGGCUACACCAACUACCCUGACAAUGUGGUCUUCAAGUUCUGUGAGGUGGCCAAAGAGAACGGCAUGGAUGUCUUCCGGGUUUUUGACUCCCUCAACUACAUGCCCAAUCUGCUACUGGGCAUGGAGGCAGCCGGCAAUGCUGGCGGUGUGGUGGAGGCCGCCAUCUCCUACACGGGUGACGUGGCCGACCCCAACCGCACCAAAUACUCACUGCAGUACUACAUGGGCCUGGCUGAAGAGUUGGUUCGAGCUGGCACCCACAUCUUGUGCAUCAAGGACAUGGCAGGGCUGCUAAAGCCAGUGGCCUGCACCAUGCUGGUCAGGUCCCUCAGGGACCGCUUCCCUGACCUCCCGCUGCACAUCCACACCCACGACACAUCAGGGGCAGGUGUGGCAGCUAUGCUGGCCUGUGCCCAGGCUGGGGCCGAUGUGGUAGAUGUGGCAGCUGAUUCCAUGUCCGGGAUGACUUCACAGCCCAGCAUGGGGGCCCUGGUGGCCUGCACCCGAGGGACUCCCAUGGACACAGGGGUGCCCCUGGAGCGCGUGUUUGACUACAGUGAGUACUGGGAGGGGGCCCGGGGAUUGUAUGCGGCCUUUGACUGCACGGCCACCAUGAAGUCUGGCAAUUCGGAUGUGUAUGAGAAUGAGAUCCCAGGGGGCCAGUACACCAACCUGCACUUCCAGGCACACAGCAUGGGGCUUGGCUCCAAGUUCAAGGAGGUCAAGAAGGCCUACGUGGAGGCCAACCAGAUGCUGGGCGACCUCAUCAAGGUGACACCGUCCUCCAAGAUCGUGGGGGACCUGGCCCAGUUCAUGGUGCAGAAUGGGCUGAGCCGGGCAGAGGCUGAAGCCCAAGCAGAAGAGCUGUCCUUCCCCCGCUCCGUGGUAGAGUUCCUGCAGGGCUACAUUGGCAUUCCCCACGGGGGGUUCCCUGAGCCCCUUCGCUCUAAGGUGCUAAAGGACCUGCCAAGGGUCGAGGGGCGGCCCGGAGCCUCCCUCCCUCCACUAGAUCUGCAGUUGCUGGAGAAGGAGCUGAUAGAACGGCACGGGGAGGAGGUGACACCAGAGGAUGUGCUCUCAGCAGCCAUAUACCCCGAUGUCUUUGCACACUUCAAGGACUUCACAGCUACUUUUGGCCCCCUGGAUAGCCUCAAUACCCGCCUCUUCCUGCAGGGACCCAAAAUUGCAGAGGAGUUUGAGGUGGAGCUGGAGCGGGGCAAGACACUGCACAUCAAAGCCCUGGCCAUAAGUGACCUGAACCGGGCUGGCCAGAGGCAGGUCUUCUUUGAGCUCAAUGGACAGCUGCGGUCCAUUCUGGUCAAGGACACUCAGGCCAUGAAGGAGAUGCACUUCCACCCCAAGGCUCUGAAGGAUGUAAAGGGCCAGAUCGGGGCGCCCAUGCCUGGGAAGGUGAUAGACAUCAAGGUAGCAGCUGGGGGCAAGGUGGCCAAGGGCCAGCCCCUGUGUGUGCUCAGCGCCAUGAAGAUGGAGACUGUAGUGACUUCACCCAUGGAGGGCACUGUCCGCAAGGUCCACGUAACCACAGACAUGACACUGGAGGGCGAUGACCUCAUCCUGGAGAUUGAGUGAUCUUGCCCCAGAUUGGCAGCCUGGCCAUACCCACCCCAAGCCUUCAAUAGACACUGAGCUGCCAGGGCAGGCCCAGGCCAGCCAGUGCCCGAGGGCAGAAAGGCCUAGCCCUGGAGCUCCUGUCCUCAGCUGCUUGUGGCAGGAGACGCACUGCCUGCUGUGGCACAUUCCCUUCCUCCAGCCAUCUGUCUUUUCCCUGCUGGACAGCUGCUCACAUAUUCAUCUCUUGCCAAAUAAGGGUCCUCAACUUGGAGACUACAGGUGGUGGUGUAGGUGGGCCUAAGACCCAGGGGAGCAAAUUUAGGGGUCCUACCUCUUGGGGGAAGAGCUAGGCUCCAAGUCCUGAGAACUUUGCUCAAUAAAACUGGCUUCCCCUGCC
Neofelis nebulosa (Clouded leopard) is the source of this 4125-nucleotide messenger RNA. RefSeq names its product pyruvate carboxylase (gene PC). Lineage: Eukaryota; Metazoa; Chordata; Mammalia; Carnivora; Felidae. The transcript is spliced from 23 exons. Gene Ontology annotation, biological process: pyruvate metabolic process; gluconeogenesis. The record is from RefSeq and is a predicted model, not a curated record. The coding region runs from base 210 to 3746 and encodes 1178 amino acids. Gene Ontology annotation, molecular function: pyruvate carboxylase activity; metal ion binding; ATP binding. Gene Ontology annotation, cellular component: cytoplasm.